CUCAGCGCGUUGCAAGUUUCAUAAAAUGAUGCCAAUUCUUGUUUUUCCGGCUGUCCCACGAUUCUUCAAGUUGGGAUUCGCCUUAGAUUAUAUCUAUUUUGGAAUUUGUGGUCUUCUGACUUUGCUUGGCCUGCACAAUAUCCACACCUCUGAAACCACUUUUCCGGCUUCUUCUGCCUCUGCUCGCAGGAUCAAAGAAACUUUGUCUGUUUUGGCAUUCAGAGAUUUAACGGUGACAGAGGUGGAUGAUUCAUGCGCUGUUUGCUUGGGCUCAUUUGAGGAAGACGAUGAAAUUCGAAAGCUCUGCAAUUGCCGUCAUAUAUUUCACAGAGAGUGCCUUGACAAAUGGACAGAUUACUAUAAGGAAACGUGCCCACUCUGCAGAUCAGAUCUUCUUCCGAAAAGCGAAAGAAAUGACGAUACACAAGCAGACAAUGUGGAGCCAUGGUCCUGAUUCCUCCAUCAUUUACUUUGUAAUAGAAAAUCUCAGUGCCCAAAUAUUAGGCAGAGAUUUUCCUUUAGAAUUCAACUGUGUAUUUUUAUAUCGGCAUUUCAAAUCGCAGCCAAUAAUCUAUUGAUCGAAACUAAUAUGUUAGACUCGAUACAAGGUCCAUAUUUUCUGGGAUAUGAAAGUUUUAGAUAACAGUAAAUAGAUUCAAAGCCUUCAACUGGUAAAUGAACUGUAUAAUCUUA
Cryptomeria japonica (Japanese cedar) is the source of this 693-nucleotide messenger RNA. Its product is annotated as brassinosteroid-responsive RING protein 1. The record is from RefSeq and is a predicted model, not a curated record. Gene Ontology annotation, molecular function: ubiquitin protein ligase activity; zinc ion binding. Bases 26 to 454 code for a protein of 142 amino acids. Gene Ontology annotation, biological process: protein ubiquitination. The transcript has a single exon. Lineage: Eukaryota; Viridiplantae; Streptophyta; Pinopsida; Cupressales; Cupressaceae.